Molecule: messenger RNA, 1327 nt
Organism: Dromiciops gliroides (monito del monte)
Lineage: Eukaryota; Metazoa; Chordata; Mammalia; Microbiotheria; Microbiotheriidae
Gene: NTF3
Product: neurotrophin 3
Exons: 2
Coding region: 199-1005 (268 amino acids)
Biological process (GO): negative regulation of neuron apoptotic process; neuron projection morphogenesis; positive regulation of peptidyl-serine phosphorylation
Molecular function (GO): growth factor activity; nerve growth factor receptor binding
Source: RefSeq, a predicted model, not a curated record
CUCUCCCAAAUCGAGGAGCUACGCGCGCAGUCCCCGGGAGAGACCCGCACAACUAUUUUUUUUUUUUAAUUUUUUGAGUGGUGGUGGUGGUGAUCUGUAGCUGUGGCAGCGGCGGCGGGGUGGGGGAGACUGAAUGAACCCGCUCGUUUCCACUUUUCUCUUCAUGUCGACUUCUCUGAAAACAUUCACACGGAUGCCAUGGUUACUCCUGCCACGAUCUUACAGGUGAACAAGGUGAUGUCCAUCUUGUUUUAUGUGAUAUUUCUCGCUUAUCUCCGUGGCAUCCAAGCUAACAACAUGGAGCAGAGGAGUGUGCCAGAAGAUUCGCUAAACUCCCUCAUCAUCAAGUUGAUCCAGGCAGACAUUUUGAAAAACAAGCUCUCCAAGCAGAUGGUAGAUGUUAAGGAAAACUUCCAGAGCACCCUGUCGAAAACCCCCCAGGGCCCAGAGGAGGGAGAACCCUUGAAAUCAGACUUCCAGCCAAUGGUUGCAAUGGAUACAGAAUUGUUGCGCCAACAGAGACGCUACAACUCUCCCCGGGUCCUGUUGAGUGAUAGUACCCCUUUGGAACCCCCACCCUUGUACCUUAUGGAGGAUUUUGUGGGUAACCAAGUGGUGGUGAACAGAACUUCCCGACGAAAAAGGUACGCUGAGCACAAGAGUCAUCGUGGGGAGUAUUCUGUGUGUGACAGUGAGAGUUUGUGGGUGACAGACAAGUCAUCUGCCAUCGACAUUCGGGGACACCAGGUAACUGUGCUGGGAGAGAUCAAAACCGGCAACUCUCCUGUCAAACAGUAUUUUUAUGAAACCAGAUGUAAAGAAGCCAGACCUGUCAAAAACGGCUGCAGGGGGAUUGAUGACAAACACUGGAACUCUCAGUGCAAAACUUCGCAGACCUAUGUCCGAGCACUGACUUCAGAGAACAACAAACUUGUGGGCUGGAGAUGGAUAAGGAUAGACACAUCCUGUGUUUGUGCCUUGUCAAGGAAAAUCGGAAGAACAUAAGUUGGCAUCUUUCCCCAUAUAUAAAUUAUUACAUUAAAUUAUAUGAUAUGCAUGUAGCAUAUAAAUGUUUAUAUUGUUUUUAUAUAUUAUAAUUUGACCUUUAUUUAUUAAACUUCAGCGACUCUACAGUAUAUACUCUUUUCUCCCCAAUAAAAUCAGUGUGCUUGUCUCCCUUCAGGCCUCUACCAUCUGUUAGACUGUGUUUUGUGCUCUUGCUCUCAGUAGCCUCUCUGUAAAAUCUGUGUACACCAGUAUUUUGCAUUCAGUAUUGUCAAUGCCAUGACUGUCAUUUUAGUAAACAUGUUAAAAUCCAAUGAUUCCA